UUUAACAAUAUAAUUCGCCAAUUGUUUAAUCAUCGAGGCGAUAGGCAAAUUUUCUCAUGGCUCCUUCGGUAAGUUCCUAAUUUUCUUCGUGUCUCGCCAUCUAACGUCGCGGUACGUAAAUAUUUAGUGUCAAGCCGAGAAACGUCUAUUACGUCGAGGAAUUCGAAAAUUUAAACGGGCAAGUUUCGUAGUUAGUCGGAAUGCGUUAAAAGUGACAAGAUCCACGCGCGAAUCCCAAGGACGUGUUUUGUCGUGAAAAUAAUACCAGUAAUCAAGGAUUGCGAGAAACUUUAUACUGGAUUUCGGCGGGAGUACGACUGCGUUCAGCACAUUUUACAAACAUACAUCGUUCACGUCGUAAUUAUUCAAGAGCGCUGUAGGAACCAGCGGGGACAGGAUCCCAGCUUCUCCUUUGGGAAGAUAUCACGGUUAGAUCGAACGUGGAUCCUCGCAACAUGGCGACACGAAAUAGGAAUGUGCUACACGAAUUAUAAAACUGUCCAUUACAGAGAGUUUUAGAAACACAAAUGUUUGGUAUCACGAGAGCAACUCCUGAAUAAGAGUACCAUUCGCCAUUGGGACUGCACGACAAUAAGCAAGAUAUAACCAAGAAAACACGUCCUUACGUAUUGGAAGUAAAAUAACGUUACAAGGGAAUGAGAUGCAUUGAAAAAGGAGAUACAUGGUUCAUAUUUAGUUCUCACGAAACUGUUAUCAAUUUAUACAUUAUUUAUUUAGUAAUUAAUUAGUGAUAUAUAUUUAAUCAAUUAUAGUCUUCCCUGUUAUUUGUUAAUAUUCACAAAGAAAGAAACAGGGAAAGUACGUUUGAGUAUUCUAAUGAUAGUUGCAGAAUUGUCUGUGAAUUAAUUUUAUUUUAUACUUGGAUGUAGCAUAAAUCAAUGUAAAUAAUAUUCGGUAUAUCGAUAUGUUGUUAUAUGCAUAGUAAUUAGUAGCGUAGUCAGAGGAUAUAAAGUUUCUUACAGAUUUAAGUAGUAAAUUUUGUAGCAUUCUAUACAUUUAUUUUGACUAUGUAUCACGCUAUGUAUCCACCGCAAAUAAUGGUGCAGAUAAUGGGUGGCCAACAGGCAAAUGGACAGAGUCCGCCGGUUCAAACACAUGCAAUGCACCUUCACAGUACAAAUGCGUUCCAUCAGAACGAAUACACGAAGUAUCGUCCAGAUACUUGUUCACAGAAUAGACAUCAAAUGAUACAGACAGGAUCUUAUCCUUUGGAAUUAUUGCAACUGAUGGGUGUCGAAAUACCUUCUUUACGACGUAUAGACUACGUGCAGUCAAAUAAUAGCACGCCUUCAGGAAAUUGGCAAAGAUGUGCAAAUACCUCGACUAGUACGCCUAUUAUGCCAUCUCCACACCAUAAUUUUAGGCCAAACAGCAAUGGUUUGGUAAAAAAAUCGAAUUGGUAUAGUAAAAUUGGUAAAAGAACUUCGUUUAGAGAUUCGUUUGGAAACAAUGAAAAAUAUGGUAGCGAUAGCGGCUUCAGUUCUCGCUCUCCAACGCCAAAUAAAUAUCAAAUCGACAGUAGUCAAACAGAGAGUUCAGAUGAACGGGACUCUAUAAAUUCUUCCAUCGAUCAAAGCAUAAAGAAAUCGCACAAAGUACAUUCGAAUAAUGCUACAAAUAAUAGAAUAAUGCAAUAUGGUAUAAUUUCGUGCACUCCUCCACAUCAGUUUUAUCAGAAUCAAAGGCAAGUUAACUGUUAUCCCGCUACGAUGUCUACAUCUAGGUCUCAAGUACAAAAUUAUCAGAAUAAAAGAAGAUAUCCCUCAGGAAGAAAUAGUCCACCUCCACAGCGUUUACAACGAAGUAAAAAAUAUAUGGGACUGGUAUCGCCAAAUUAUAGUUCAUUCCCCAGAUAUGGAAUCGCGCCAGAUCGAUUCCUUGCUAGAUCACAUUUAGUCGAAGUAACUCACACACCAGAUGAACUACUCAAUGGAUCAAUUUGGGAUAAUCUAUCGAAAGACGUUUGGUCCAAGUUUAUGUUAAACCAACAGACUGAAACUGUUUAUAGAAACAAAAUGAUGCUCUGGAGAUACCUUUACAUUUACAUUAAGACUGCAUUUCCAAAAUACGGAUUAUUUUUGGUUGGAUCUACGAUGAAUGGUUUCGGAUCGGAUAACAGCGAUGUUGACAUGUGCCUUUUGGUAAGGCAUACAGAGAUGGAUCAAAGAAACGAAGCUGUUGGGCACUUGGAACAAAUACUGAAAUGUCUUAAUAGAUGUGGUUUUAUAGAACAGCUGGAACUUAUACAAGCAAAAGUACCGAUUCUGAAGUUUCACGAUUCCAUACAAAAUUUAGAAGUUGAUUUAAAUUGCAACAAUGCUGUAGGUAUUCGGAACACCCACUUGCUCUACUGUUAUUCUCGAAUUGAUUGGAGAGUGAGACCACUGGUACUUGUGAUCAAACUUUGGGCUCAAUCUCAAAAUAUUAACGAUGCCAAAAACAUGACCAUAUCGAGUUAUUCCUUGGUUCUUAUGGUUAUUCACUUUUUACAGUGUGGUGUCAAUCCACCGGUUUUACCUUGUUUACAUUCUCUUUACGAGGGAAAAUUCACACCGCACACGGACAUUCAUUGCAUAGAUAUCCAGGAAGAAUUGGACAUUCCAGCAUCUGUGCUUCGGCCGAGAAAUCAACAACCGUUGGGAGAUCUACUUGUAGAAUUUUUUAGAUAUUACGUCGUCUUCGAUUUCAAUAAAUACGCGAUAUCGGUCCGAUUGGCUAAUAAAAUACCGAUAGGGGAAUGUCGAAGGGCGCGAUCCUAUAAAAAUGAUCCACAUCAGUGGAAGUAUCUGUGCAUCGAAGAGCCAUUCGAUCUUACCAACACAGCAAGAUCGGUUUAUGAUCCCGAUGUGUUCGCUAGGAUCAAACAUGUAUUUGAUUGUACAUACCAGAAUUUGAAAGAACAUCACGACUUGGCCAGGAUAUUCGUCAAGAUUAAUACCGCUUCGCCCUAUAUCGUAACGUAACCACGGUUAACAAGCUAGUAUAGAAAUACUUGUUAUCUAGGAUAAUUUUAUAUUCGAGAGCAGUUUAUUUUUGCAAUCGGCCUCUUAUCAACAUAAACCGAGGCAACUCGACUGAUAUAUCCUUAACCACCGAUGUAUGAGACGAAAAAGUACAAUGGGGUAGUCUUCUACGCUUAUCUCGAGCUAACACGCUCAUAUCUUGUGAUAAUGGCCUGUGCUUCUAUAGCAAUGGCUCACUCGUUCCGUUCAUAAGAUCGAACACGUAUUUUUCUCGUUUUGUUUCUGUUCUUAUUUACAUUUUUUAUAAACGUGUAAAAGCCACUUAUUACAUGAUUUUUUAUAUGGAACAAAAAUGCAACUUCAUAAUCAAAAGAAAGAAAAAAAGAAAACGUUAAACGAGAUAUAUAAAUAUAUAUAGAAAGAGAGAGAGAGAAAUAUAUUCGUAAGUAUUCGAAAUUUUUCAUUGAAACACGCGGAAUACAGCGUACAAAAGGUUUUGGAAAGAACCCUAAAUAAAAUCAAGGGGUUCGUUAAUGAUAAACCUGCGCGAUUGCAACGCUUUGUUUCGUACGAACAUCAUUGAUUUACCUUAUUCAAAAUUUGUUCAAUUUGAUUUCGAUGUGUACUUUUCCACAAAAUUUUCUCAAACAUGAAAAUACGGUGCCUUAUCAUUGUGGGGCUGCAAUACACCCGUUAUUAAAUAUAUACGUGGCCCCCUCACUUAAAUACGAUAUAUUGAAGAAGAAAAAAAGAAAAAAAAAUAUCUUAGUAGAAUUUCAGUUCCUUUUGACAAUUACUCAUAGUAAAUAUUAAUAUUGUCGCCCAAGAAUAUUGGGAGAAGACCUAUUUCAACUCAAAAAUUCGAGAAUCACAUGUCAAUGAAUUUUCGUUAAAACGCCAAAAAAAAAAAAGAGGUACUUAUUCUUAAUUGAAACUUAUAGUGACCUUAAACUUACAUAUAAAAAGUACUAAAAAAAAAAAAGAAAGAAAGAACGAAAAAAAAUAAAAAACGUUUAAAAAAUGAAACAAAAAAUUAUUGUUCGAAAGAAAUAAGGGAAAAUUAAAAUAAAAUUCUAAUUAUAUGUAAAUCGACGAAACAUCGAGGUUUUCUCUUAAAUACACGUAUUUCACUUAAUUUAAAGAAAAAGAGCGAAAAGAAAAGAAAAAAAGAUUGAAGUAAAAUUAGUUUAUCAAAAACAAUUCACUGCUAUUUAUAUUUCAUGGUGAUUAUAUUUAGUUACCUAUAUCACGUGCCAAAGUAAAAAAUUAAUUUCGUCUUUCCAAUGUGAAGAAGAGAUUUUAUAAUACAUGCAGCCUGCUCGAUCUGUAUUUCGAAAAGAAGAGCAGGUUAGAUCAACAAUGCAUUUGAAAAUUUUAAGAAUAGACUGAACAAUACUCGGUUACGUAGUUACAUUUUGAACAAUUAUCGCCUAAAAUAGUUAUUUGCUAAAAUAUAAAAAAAAAAAAAGAAGUUCCUAAUUUCAAUAAUAAUCAGAAGUCUCUAGUUUGAUUUCGUUUCUAGUCUCGUUUCGACUAGUCUUUCGUUUGUCAUAAACACAAUGUAAUCUGUUAAAUAAUAUUUAGAAAACAAAAGGCUGUGUCUACAGUAUAAAAAUUAUUUAGUGCAAUAUUCUAUUUUUGGGCCUGUAUAAAUAGGUUACAACCGAACCGUCAUAAUUGUAGUUCGCAUAAAAAAAACUAUUACUUUCUUCAAUAUUAUUAUAACCUGUGUCAUCUCUAAACAGGCCCAACAUAUAUUUUUCUAAUUCAUUAUUUACUUAUUUUUGUAACAAAUGUAAAAGAUCUAACAAUUAUGUAUCUUCCUUCGCUCAAACUGGACAUCUUUAUUAUCUUCCUCCUUCCAUUUUUUGUCAAUUCGAUGCAUAUGUAACGCUAAAUUUUAAUAUAACUGUACCAAACUUUUGUAAUUUUCAUUUUGCUGUUAAAUAAAAAAUAUUUAUAUACGUCCAAA
Hylaeus volcanicus is the source of this 4956-nucleotide messenger RNA. Its product is annotated as poly(A) RNA polymerase gld-2 homolog A-like. The record is from RefSeq and is a predicted model, not a curated record. Gene Ontology annotation, cellular component: cytosol. Gene Ontology annotation, molecular function: poly(A) RNA polymerase activity. The coding region runs from base 1029 to 2984 and encodes 651 amino acids. The transcript has 11 exons. Lineage: Eukaryota; Metazoa; Arthropoda; Insecta; Hymenoptera; Colletidae.